Molecule: messenger RNA, 2802 nt
Organism: Fundulus heteroclitus (mummichog)
Lineage: Eukaryota; Metazoa; Chordata; Actinopteri; Cyprinodontiformes; Fundulidae
Gene: znf410
Product: zinc finger protein 410
Exons: 11
Coding region: 485-1831 (448 amino acids)
Biological process (GO): regulation of transcription by RNA polymerase II
Cellular component (GO): transcription regulator complex; PcG protein complex
Molecular function (GO): RNA polymerase II cis-regulatory region sequence-specific DNA binding; DNA-binding transcription factor activity, RNA polymerase II-specific
Source: RefSeq, a predicted model, not a curated record
UGAUCGCGAGCAUUGUACCACCGGAGCCUCCGUAGAUCUAAGCUGCCCUCUGUUUUGAGAAAAUUGAAAUGCUAAUUGACUCUGGGGCUGUGUCGCGGUUGCAGCUAUGAUGAGUAAUUAGUUUUGUGGCAUUAAAGAGUUAGGCAGGCACACAGCCCGUUGGUGGGCAGCUUUCAUAAAGCAAAGGUAGCAAUAUUUUGGAGACUAGCCUCGGGCAGCUAGGGUUCUGCUGCUAACCUUGCUAGCUAGCAAGGAAACCGGUCAGUUUUAUCCAGCGCAGGUUCUAAUCAACACCGUAUUUUUUCUUGUCGUAGCUGCGUCCACCGUCGGUUUUGCCUUUAGUUCAGGCGUAUAAAGCCUUUUAAUUGUUGCUGUCCGUGGGAUGAUUUUGACUUCGAGAUGACCCACAGUGGCUUCUGACCCCACGGAAAGUCUCGCCAUUUGUCGGUAAGAUUCGAGCUGAGAGCUUCACACAGGCCGACCCAUGCUUUCUGAUGAGCUGGACUCUAAACCAGAGCUGCUGGUGCAGUUUGUCCAGAACGCCUCCAUCCCAUUGGUGCAGAGUCUGGAGGACUCGGAGUCCAAACACUCCUGCCUACCUCUGCUGGCCCCAGCUGAGAGCUCCCUGUGCACUCCUCUGGAGCUCACAGAUGGAGGCCUGAGCCACGACCCGGACACUUCUCCCUCGUUGCCGGAGUUCGGUGGCCUGCCACACCAAAGCCCGUUGGUGGUCCGGUCCCACCCCCAGCCACAGGCGUCUCCAAGCCCCCCGGCUAUUCUGCACGACUUGCAGCAGCCGGACAGCACCUCCUACGUCCUCCUGAACCUUGCCAAAGGCAUCACAGCCUCCUCGGAGUCCCUGAUCUUCGCCGCCGACGGCGCCGGGGACGACGAGGAUGAGGGGGUUUCGUCGGGAGAGUACGGGUUGGACGGGACCGCCCCGUGGUACCUGAGGGUUCAGGAGCUGGCACACGACAGCCUCAUCGCAGCCACGAGGGCGCAGCUAGCCAGAGACGCGAAGGCCAGCCAGGACGCCAGAGCUGCAACUGUCAGUAACGGUGACCACACACACAGCUUGGUCGAAGACGGCGACAAGCGGGAGCCGCCGCCCCGAGCCAGCCGGCCCCUCUCCAAGCAGGUCCUGCGCUGCUCAUUCGAGGGCUGCGGCAGGACGUUCACCUGGCCGGCUCACCUCAAAUACCACCUCAAAACGCACAGGAAUGACCGAAUGUUCCAGUGCAGCGCAGAAGGCUGCGGGAAGAGUUUCUACGUGCUGCAGAGGCUGCAGGUCCACAUGAGGACUCACAAUGGUGAGAAGCCCUUCAUUUGCAAGGAGAAGAACUGUGGCAAAAAGUUCACCACCGCCGGAAACUUGAAGAACCACAGGCGCAUCCACACAGGUGAGAAACCUUUUCUGUGCGAGGCAGAUGGUUGCGGGCGGUCCUUCGCCGAGUAUUCCAGCCUACGAAAACACUCGCUCGUGCACUCAGGUGAGAAGCCUCACGUGUGCGCCAUCUGUGGGAAGACCUUCUCUCAGUCGGGCAGCAGAAACGUCCACAUGAGGAAGAGACACGGAGAGGAGGGGCUCAGCGGCGACGGCAGAGAAACAGGAGAGGCUCUCACACAAAGCAGCCUGCUGGAGGCAGAUGGUGAGAAUGGAGGUGGUUUGGUCACCAUGACAACAGCGGUGGAGCCCAUGAAUCUGCAUCACGUGAUGCUGAGAUCACCAGGUUCUGCCGACUCGGUGGUCGUCCUUUCUCAGCCGCAUGAGCUGGUGACCAUGACAACAGAGGGCCAUGCUUACGGAGAGGACGUGGUGGCUCUGCUUUAGUCUCCCAUCAUGACAAACAUCGCGCACGCUUUAUUUCAGCAGCACUGGACUGACGGGGGCACAGUGGGGCGAAACAUAGACUAUUUGUAAAAAAAAAGCUGAAUCAGUCUCUUAACAUUUGUAGAUAUUUGUAAUUAGCAAACAAUUUUAUUUUGACACGUGUAACAUGGCAGAGUUUGUAUGAGCGACUUUUUUUUUUCUUUUCCCUUUUUAAUGCUCCCAAAGAAAUGCAGAAACGGGUUUGGAGGAGGACGACGAAGCUGUUAUAGAUGUUCUAUCACCAGCUGCCAUUAGCCACGUUUACAUGCACAAAACCUCACGAUCAGAUUAUAAUCAGAUUGCACCGUUUAUAUUGGCACUAAAUGAAUUAAUCGGAUCAUAAUGUGUGUUUAUAUGCACCUGGCUUUAUUCAGUAUAGAACCACUCUGACAUGUGCAGUUAUCAAAUUCCCCUAAAAAAACAACACAUAAGUACUUCUGUCUUUGCUAAACAACAAAAAUAGGAAACAAAGCAGUAUUGUACGAGUUUGUUUGUCUUCCGAGCGCCCAGGCUGGACUUGUACGAUGUUCUAGUUACAGUUAAAAUGUUAGAGUAAGAAACAUGUGCGCACUCGGGUCAGUGUGGCACAUUCAGAAUAACUUGAGCCUGACAAGCGUUUAUCUGCACAUCAGAUUAUCAAUCGGCAUAAACCACCCCUCUCAUUCGGAUUAGUUUCAUUAAUAUUAAUCCUAAUAUUCUGAUUGGCUUGUUUACGUGACAUUUUUAGUCCGAUCUGCCCUUUAUUCCGAUUUUCUUUUGUCCAUGUAAACGUAGAGAUUUGAAAUGCAGUGAGAUUAUUUCCAGAUGGGGAAAAAAAUUAUUACCUGGAGACCUCAGUGGCUGCUCUGCCAGUCACAUUGUAUCACACAUGCACCAUUUUAUGGUUAAAUAAAAAAAUAACUACCCUUUUAAAUAAAAAGAGCAGAUACGAA